Strongylus vulgaris is the source of this 576-nucleotide messenger RNA. The record is from the annotation of a GenBank genome assembly. NCBI's taxonomy places the organism in Eukaryota, Metazoa, Nematoda, Chromadorea, Rhabditida, Strongylidae.
AUGCCCCAAGACAUUCAUUUUCAGCUCGGUGGUCUCGAUGUGGUGUUGUCACAUCUUUCUGGGAACUAUAUUGCAGUAUCCAUAGAAGCUUCCGGUGUUCUGACGCAACUCACAAAUCCUCAUCAUGCUUUUGUGCAACUGCACAAUGUUGGACCAAUUUUGGUUAGACUAUUAGACCUCAUUGACAGCUGCACUACUAGUGAGACGCUGCUUUUGGUGUCAGCCGCCUUAUCCAAUGUUUCUUUACAGGAUCCGCAAGCAGUUGAUACACUUUAUCAAAAUAAUGCCAUUAUUCGACUAAUUAAUGCCUACAAUAAACAGGAUUGCUCGUCAAUAUUUGUACAGGAGCAGAUUGUAACAGUCUUGUCUCGAUUGGCUGCUCGUCGAUACGAAGAAGCACUUGUAGCUCAAGGCGCCGUUCCCGUGCUGCUGGAAAUGCUCACGGUGACCGACAGCCAGCAUUCUGAUUAUUGUCGACGUAUUCGCUAUAAGGCCGCCGUCUGCAUCGGAACUCUUGCAGCUACUGGAGUGGGUCUCAAGGCACUCUAUGUCAACCAAGGUAUGAUCCCUUUAUGA